GCGGAAAAGAAUUUGGCAAAGCUUCCAUAAAAUUCCAUGAACCUCAGUGUGAGAGAAAGAAGCUGGGUGAGGAUGAGAGAAAGGAGAAGGAGAGGUUGCUGGAGGAGCAGAUGGAGAAGAAUAAUGUCUCAUACAUGGAUCAUUUAGAAGAGGUUGAUUUGAACGACAGCUUUGACGCAAUCUGGCAGGCGCACAUGCAACAGCUGCAACCAUGUGGUACCUGCGGCAGGACAUUCUUUCCAGAAAGGUUGGUGAUUCAUGAGAGAUCAUGCAAGUCCAAGACUCCAAAAACAGCAGACCCUCAGAUGAAUCGACGCCCAAGACUUGGUCCAAUUAGUCCAAAAGCAGAAAAACCGGUUCCAGAAAAACCGGUUCGAGACAUUCCAGUCCAGUACUAUCUGGCCAAAUAGUGACCUCCCAGUAAAUUUUUAUAUUCGAGUCUAACAUGGCUAAAAUAUUGUUGUAUGAAUAGAGCUAAUUUAAUUCAUUUGUAUUAAUUUUCAAAAAAUCGGAUGUUCAAAAAAGUUUGUUCAUUACAGUGUUUAUUUGAGUUUUUUAAACAUAUAAAACGAUUAAUUUUGAACAUAUGUAUGCACUAAUCUAGUUGUUUUGAAUAUAAACCGGUUUCUAAUCAGAGCUACCUUCAGUGCUGUUGAGCGUUAGUUCAAUCAAGCAUUAGUCCAAACGAUACAGCAUCCCAAACAAAUUCCUUUUUCUGAUAAAUCUGAAGUCAUAGUAAAACCAUCAUCAUCAUUACGCUAUAAUUAAAAAACCUAUUAAUGUACACAGUGAAUCUUAUCGGUUUUUAACAUUUUUUUUGUGGACACCCUUUUUCCAAAUUAGAUCAUUUCUUUCUCAAUGUCCACUGGACAUUUAUAAAAAUGAAGAAGAAUGUAUUCUGGUGAUAAUGAUUUUUACAAAACUUUUAUAGAGUUAAAAAUGAAAAUUAGCCAUUAAAUCUAUAGAUUAAUAUUCCAUUCUAUUUUAAGUAGCUAUGCCAACAUUUACCAGUAAGCUUAAAUUAGAUAAUAUAUUCUAUAUAAACAAUAAACAUAUUUAAAGACUUCGAUCCA
Molecule: messenger RNA, 1073 nt
Organism: Eurytemora carolleeae
Lineage: Eukaryota; Metazoa; Arthropoda; Copepoda; Calanoida; Temoridae
Product: zinc finger protein 474
Exons: 5
Coding region: 111-410 (99 amino acids)
Source: RefSeq, a predicted model, not a curated record